Molecule: messenger RNA, 810 nt
Organism: Microthlaspi erraticum
Lineage: Eukaryota; Viridiplantae; Streptophyta; Magnoliopsida; Brassicales; Brassicaceae
Source: the annotation of a GenBank genome assembly
AUGGCGAGUUUCAGAUCUCUAUCUACUAAAGACGAAUCAGCUGUGGAGAAUCUGCUUUCACAAGCCACGGAUCACCACGCUCUUGAACAAGUCGCCGCCAUCAACUGUGCUGGCUUCACCGACUCUGUUCUCCCCACUAAUCUCGAGACUCGUCUCCGUCGUCUCAAGUCUCUCCCGGCUUCUCGACCCGACCCGGUUCCCUCCUCGAAGAAGCUUCUCUCUCACUCCAAGAGCAUGGCGAGUCACCGGGAGAAGAAUGUCGGAGACGCGUCUUGUUAUGCUUCUGCUUUCUUCGGUGAUCAGAAAGCGAAGAGCGUGAGAUCUCGUCCGUUGGUUUCAUCUGUUGUUGAAGAUCAUCAUACACGGAUUUUCCCGGGAACCAAACGUAAACCGAGUGGAGAUGAUUUCUCAGGCUCCGGGCAAACCGGUUCGGUUUCCUCGCGAUUUUCUCUAGAGCGUGAGGUUUUACCGGAUUCUGGGAGACUCGGUUCGAGUUUUACCGACAUUGGUUUAGCUUCAUCAAUAUCCGGUCAAGCUCAAGAAGAAGGAUCGAACCGGAAAUCGAAAUCGAAGCUCUCGUGGUUUGAUAAGUUAAAGCCGUCACGAGCCAUGGGUUGCUUAAGGCUGAAGACAAGGAAGAGCAGCAGCAAAUCGUCUGAUCCCGGAGGAGUCUUGUCUGAAGAAGAACAUCAGAGAAAGAUGAAGAAUGCCAGAAAAGAAACAGAACGGAUUGAAAGAAACACAGAGAAACUCAAAAGAAAAUCUAAGGCUGUAAUAAAAGGACCUUUUAGGUUCUUGGUUUGUUUUUGA